This is a messenger RNA of Erpetoichthys calabaricus (reedfish), 999 nucleotides long. RefSeq names its product tripartite motif-containing protein 16-like. The record is from RefSeq and is a predicted model, not a curated record. Bases 1 to 999 code for a protein of 332 amino acids. NCBI's taxonomy places the organism in Eukaryota, Metazoa, Chordata, Cladistia, Polypteriformes, Polypteridae. The transcript is spliced from 6 exons.
AUGGUCACCUAUCAGCGACCAGAGCAGUCUGGUUUUACGCCUAAGGAGUCUACCACCGACUACACCCUGGCAAAUGAGCUGGGGGCGACACUAAGUGACAUCAAUGAGAGACUUCAGGAGAAUGAAACUACAUUGAAGGAGAAGAUGAGGGCAAUACUGCAGAUGAAUAGUUCCACAGAAAGGGAAAUACAAAAAAAUGAGAACAGCUUCACUGAUCUGAUUCACUGCAUUGAGGAAAUCAAAAGGAAAGUGACUGAGAGGAUCAGAGAACAAGAGAAGAAGGAAAUGGAGAAGGCAGAAAGAGUCAGGGAACAACUAGAGAAGGAGAUUGAGGAGCAGAAGAAGAGACAUGCUGAGCUGAAGGAGCUUUCAGAGAUCAAAGACCACAUUCACUUCCUGCAGACUUUCUCAUCUUGCUGUGUCCUUCCUGCUGAUGGAGACUCACUCAGCUUCACUGUUACAGCUGAUUUCUCUUCUAAGGAACUAAGAAAGGAACUGUCGUGUCUGAAAAAGAGUCUGGAGAAGAUCAUCCAGUGGGACAUUGUGACCUUCACGCCAUCAGGUAGUGAAACUCCAAUGUUCAUCCUUCAGCCUCCAGAACCUCACAGCAGAGACGAGUUUUUACGAUACUUUUGUCCACUCACACUGGACAUCAACACCGCUCACAGAGAGCUCCGUCUGUCUGAAAGGAACAAGAAGGUGACACGGGGGAAGAAAAAGGUUUGCUAUUCUGAUCAUCCCCUCAGGUUUGACUGGUGGGAACAAGUUCUGUGCAGAGAGGCUCUGGCUGGGACUCGCAGUUACUGGGAAGUGGAGUGCAGUGGAGAUGAGAUGGCGAUAGGAGUCUCAUAUGAAGGACUGUGCAGGAAAGGAGAAGACAAGGAGUGCGGCCUUGGAUUGAAUGACAAGUCCUGGAGUUUGUGCUGUUCUAAUUCACAAUACUCUGUGUGUCAUAAUAAAGAGGAGAUGGUAAUCAGUGCCCCCUACAGCCCAGAAUAG